AUUUCGGAAGUGAACUACUCUCAAUUCUCAAACCUUGAGUUGUUUAUUCUCUCUCCUCAUUACAGCACACUUACAGAGAGGACUGACCAGUUACGCUUCUGUGUAUGACAGAGAAGGGAUCUUUUGGUGGAGGUCCAUCUCUCUUACUGUGUCUACCGUUUCUCACAUAAUCCACAACCAACCGAUCGGAGGCCUAACAUUCACUAAGACGACGGAUCUUUCGUCUCUCUCGGACUAACAACUGUCAUCACAAUUACUAGCAAAUACUAGGAGGUGAAACUGUAUUAUACCUAAUUCUACUGCUGGAAACGCCUUGUUUCCUUCGCUUAGCUUUGAGCUAACUGCAGGACAGAUGCAAAAGUGUGUUCGCUUAGGGUUAUGGAUGCUAACUGUGACAAAGCUAAUAUAAAAUUCUAUCUUAGGCUGUACUUUUUGUUUCUAUAAUUUUGCACUGAGUGAAGUAUUGAUCUGGAGAUUCCGUUAAGUGUAGUGAUGUACGUACUGAUGUUCAUGUUGAGGUUAGAAUAGAAACCUCGUCUGCCUGAACGAACGUGGAGUUUGACGACUUGGCGCAGUUGAAAAUGGAAGCGAACACUAAAGAAAUGCGAUCUUUGGCCUUGACUCCGACCUGGUCUGUUGCUUCAGUACUUACAAUCUUUGUUACUGUUUCCUUGCUCGUGGAACGAUCGAUCCACCGUCUCUCUAAUUGGUUGCGGAAAACGAAGCGGAAACCACUGCUUGAAGCUCUAGAGAAAAUGAAAGAAGAAUUGAUGUUGCUAGGGUUCAUAUCUCUCCUGCUCACAGCAACCUCAAGUGUGAUAGCAAAUAUAUGCAUCCCUUCAAGGUUCUAUGAAAGUGUUUUUGCUCCUUGCACUAGGUCCCAAAUUGACGACGAAAUUGAGAAUAAUGUAUCUGAGGAACGCAAACUUUUGACAAUUUUUGCUGUUCCGCAUAGGAGAAUACUGAACAGUUUAAAUCAGAACACUUGUCCUGAGGGCCAUGAACCAUUCGUUUCAUAUCAAGGCUUAGAGCAAUUGCACCGUUUCAUUUUCGUUAUGGCAGUGACUCAUGUGUCGUACAGUUGCUUAACCAUGCUGCUAGCAAUUGUGAAGAUUCACAGUUGGAGAGCAUGGGAAGAUGAAGCUCACAUGGAUCGACAUAAUUCAUUAGCUGAAGUUACCAGACAGAUGACAAUGCGAAGGCAAUCAACAUUUCUCAAUUUUCAUACCUCCAAUCCUUUCAGUAGGAAUAAAAUUCUUAUGUGGGUGAAAUGUUUCUUCCGGCAAUUUGGGCGUUCUGUUGUUCGUGCAGAUUAUCUGACUUUGCGCAACGGGUUUUUAACGAACCACAAUCUGACGUCAAAAUAUGAUUUUCACAGCUAUAUGAUUCGUUCUAUGGAAGAAGAGUUUCAGAGAAUAGUUGGGGUAAGUGGCCCGUUAUGGGGAUUUGUUGUGGCAUUCAUGCUGUUCAAUAUCAAAGGAUCUAAUCUGUAUUUUUGGAUAGCUAUCAUCCCAAUUACACUUGUUCUUCUAGUGGGUGCGAAGCUGCAAUAUAUAAUUGCAACUUUAGCACUAGAGAGUGCUGGCAUAACUGGAUUCUUAACUGGGACAAAGUUGAAGCCACGAGAUGAUCUUUUCUGGUUUAAAAAACCAGAACUCCUCUUAUCCUUGAUCCACUUUGUUCUUUUCCAGAACGCGUUUGAGCUUGCUUCUUUCUUUUGGUUCUGGUGGCAAUUUGGGUACAACUCUUGCUUCAUAAGGGACCAUUUUUUGGUAUACAUUCGGCUAAUUUUGGGAUUUGUUGGACAGUUCAUGUGCAGCUAUAGCACCUUGCCAUUAUAUGCUCUUGUUACUCAGAUGGGAACAAACUACAAGGCAGCUUUAAUCCCAGAGAGAAUAAGAGAAACAAUCCAUGGAUGGGGAAAAGCAGCUAGAAGGAAAAGAAGGCAUGGCCAUGGCAAUUUCAUGGACGAUUCAACCACCAUACGAACAGACACAAGCACGGUUAUGUCAUUAGAGGAAGAAGAAGAAGACGAUCACCAGCUUUUAGGCGACAGCCUUCCUCAUGGAAGUGGAAUUAUGGGAUCAGAAUUAGAAUUACCCAUAAUUGUGGUUACUAGUAAUAAUAAUAAUAAUGAAACCUCAACUCGUCCUGCCACACCUCUCCUUAAGCCUUCAGCUUCCAUCUCUGCCUCUGCCUCUAGAGGUUUUGAUAUGGAUCCAUUUACAAGGUCAUAUUCUAUGCCAGGAAGAAGAUGAAGAUUAAUAUACAACACUUUCAUUUGUAGCAUCAAGAAGUAGAAAAUAUGAUCAUAAAAUUGAUAUCUAGGGUUUAGUUUUAAAUAUACUCUUCCUCGCUUAUGUAUAUGUGUAUCAUUUUAAUUUGCAAUUAAGUCCGUUGAUC
Molecule: messenger RNA, 2403 nt
Organism: Impatiens glandulifera
Lineage: Eukaryota; Viridiplantae; Streptophyta; Magnoliopsida; Ericales; Balsaminaceae
Product: MLO-like protein 11
Exons: 16
Coding region: 582-2258 (558 amino acids)
Biological process (GO): defense response
Cellular component (GO): membrane
Source: RefSeq, a predicted model, not a curated record